UUCAGUUUGAAUUAAUUUGGAAAUAAUACCUACUGAAGUGAGGAUCCCACAUCACAAAAUACUGUAACAUAUCUGGUGAAAAUGAGGGCCACACGUUAUUGGAGAAAUUGCAUUGUUGUAUUUUCUACCGGAGAUGCACAUAUAUUAGUGAUAUACCGUCACAUCUAAUGAAGCAGAUCCACACUUCACAAAGAUCAUGUACUCUUAUGUCUGCUGGAGUGAGGUCUCACAAGUGAAGUUGAUGUGCUAUUGUGUCUGCUGGGGGAAAUCCCCACGUGCUUUGUCCUGUUAUAAGUGAGAUCCCAACAUAAUUUAUGUGUGACAAUUUAGGAAGUUCAUGAAGUGAGCAUGAGUUGUUGUCAUGAGACUCCUCUACAUAGAACAUCAAAAACCUGAGAAAAGACCGGCAAUUCAUUUGUACUAUUUCAUCACAUUCUUCGUUGGAAAACCUUGAUCAGCCCACUUUGGUUUAAACAUUUCUCCAAAUAAAGCUCAAGUUUGGUUGAAAGCAGACAACUGUUUGUAAUGGAGCCAGAAUCCAAAAACAAAACUGUGGACGUAACAACUUUAAAAGGAGAGGUGAUCUCUUUUACUGUGUCCAAGGAAAAGCAGCCUGGUGGGAAAAUUGAUGCAGUUUUGCAAUUUAAAAGAAUGAUAUUUGAUUCAGAGACUGGGAAAUUCAUCCAGAAAUUUUUAGGAAAAUUCAUCCUCCAUCAGAAAAGUUCUUCCUUGCAAAUUGUUGCCUGUUGUUGUGCUAUUGAUUCAAGAACAGGACAAAAUGUCCCUUGCAUCUUGCUUGAGAAGCAUAAAAAGGCUCAUUCUAAAUUUAGAUAUAGUUUACUGAUACUGCACAGUUCAAAUCAAGUUGAACGUUGUUUGGAUUUUGAAUUAGAAUAUGAAAUGAAGGUAAAUGUAACCCUAUUGACUGGACCUAGUGUUUUGUGGACCUGUGGAGACCAAGUGUAUUAUGUAUCUUUUGAAACUAAUGGAAUUUUUAACAUUCCCAUUUCAUUUACUGCAGUUAAAUGGAUUGGAGAGAUUUCUGAUGGGGAAAUAAUCAUACUAGGUGUAAGAAAAACUGUUGGACCUGUGAAAAGUGAUGAAACCUCCAUUACUCACGCUGAUGAAUUGAUCUGGGGUUGUGAAUUUGUCACCUAUUCCUUACAAAAGAGGGAAAACUUCUGUAUCAGCCAUCAUUUCAUCCCACAUGCUUACAGUUCUGUAGUUACAAACAUACUUAUUUGCCCAAGUGAAGAAAUAGACAAUCAAGUAAAGACUAUAGUUGUAGCAACCACAUGUAAGAAGCAACUGGUAUUGUUUGAAAACUCUGUCCCCAAGAAUGUCUGCCAGCUUCCUUUUGAAGAAGCUCAUCAAAUAAAAGUAGUAACAACAGGCAGAGAGAAUUGCUUCUUCCUCGUGUCUUCUAAGGCUGGAAGGGUCUGUGCUAUCUCGAAGGAAACUUGGCAGGUUGUUGCUGUUUGGCAGGAGAUGUGGUCAGUACAGUUGGAUGACUUCUUAGGCAUAGGAACAGAACAAAUCUUGUUGCUCCCUUCAGCAACUUGCACUGUUGAAGACGGCUUCAAAAAUUUUGUAUUAACUGAUCUUGGUGAAUUCCGUCACACUGUUAACUCUGGGCACGCUGAAGAGAAAGGAAUAUUGACUUAUGACAUGGGAGAUGUAAAUUAUUACCACACUGUCCAAGCUCUGGAGGCAAGAUUACAGAUUAAAUCUUCAAUCUUCUGA
This is a messenger RNA of Rhincodon typus (whale shark), 1743 nucleotides long. RefSeq names its product FA complementation group B (gene fancb). Gene Ontology annotation, biological process: interstrand cross-link repair; positive regulation of double-strand break repair via homologous recombination; negative regulation of double-strand break repair via homologous recombination. The coding region runs from base 526 to 1743 and encodes 405 amino acids. The record is from RefSeq and is a predicted model, not a curated record. Gene Ontology annotation, cellular component: Fanconi anaemia nuclear complex. NCBI's taxonomy places the organism in Eukaryota, Metazoa, Chordata, Chondrichthyes, Orectolobiformes, Rhincodontidae. The transcript has 6 exons.